AGAAAAUGAAGAAUAUAAAAGCGAAGAAUAGAAUCGUUACUCUCAUUUCGUCUCCGUUCUCGUCACACCAAUUUCAACAUUCUUGAUUUCACCAUCUUGGUUUCAAUGGCUACAGUGAGAAAUCUGAAAAUUAAGACUAGUACAUGCAAACGGCUUGUGAAGGAGCUAGAUUCUUACGAAAAGGAAGUUCUUAGAGAAUCUGCCAAGACAGCUGAUAUGAAGGACAAAGGUGCUGACCCUUAUGAUAUCAAACAACAGGAAAAUGUGCUGGCUGAGUCUAGGAUGAUGGUUCCUGACUCUCGGAAGCGUCUGGAGACUGCUCUGGAAGACUUGAAAGGAACAUUGGCCGAGUUGUUGAAGGAAACAGAUGAAAAGGAAGGCACUGAAAUUGAUGAUGCUCGAAACACCAUUGUGGAAGUUGAAGAGGUAUUAGAAACUUAGCAAAGCAAUUUCACUAGUGUCUUGGGUCGAGAAUAUUGUGCAUGUAUUAUAUAGUUUCUCCUUGAUAUUCAAAAACCGAUCCAUACUGAAAAGGUUGUAAAAUUUGUGACAUUUAACCUUACAUAGUCAAUGUUUUUGUGGAAUCUGGAAAUUAAAAAGCUUGUAACA
Molecule: messenger RNA, 609 nt
Organism: Vicia villosa (hairy vetch)
Lineage: Eukaryota; Viridiplantae; Streptophyta; Magnoliopsida; Fabales; Fabaceae
Product: tubulin-folding cofactor A-like
Exons: 4
Coding region: 106-441 (111 amino acids)
Biological process (GO): post-chaperonin tubulin folding pathway; tubulin complex assembly
Cellular component (GO): microtubule cytoskeleton; cytosol
Molecular function (GO): beta-tubulin binding
Source: RefSeq, a predicted model, not a curated record